This is a messenger RNA of Heterobasidion irregulare TC 32-1, 1773 nucleotides long. RefSeq lists its product as uncharacterized. Lineage: Eukaryota; Fungi; Basidiomycota; Agaricomycetes; Russulales; Bondarzewiaceae. The transcript has 5 exons. Bases 1 to 1773 code for a protein of 590 amino acids. The record is from RefSeq and is a predicted model, not a curated record.
AUGGCUAUCAGGAAAUGGCUGUCCUGUGAAAAGGAACUCAUCCGCACCGUGUUCAUCAGCCCCACGGCCCGCGAGAUACUCCAGAACUCCAGCAAAGGGGCAUUGAAGCGUGUUGCGGGCCUCAUCACCACACGCUACAAAGAGGCUUUCAACAGACCUUUCGCGGCCGAAACCACCGCGGAGUUUGCAGUACGACAAGCUGCCGAAAAGCGGCCCCAUCGUCGACAUCUACUUGUCAAACGAGUGGCUGAGUCGGAGGCUGAGUGUGAUAGCCGUUUGGAAGGGGUUUCCACCCGCAUUUACAACUGGUGCAAAGCGCACAGCGAGAAUCGCAAGUCCGCCCCUGUUGUAGUGGUGCAGCCGGUAAUCACAGGCGUCGUGAGGAACUACACCGCGCGCUCGUUGUUCAAGGCUGAUCACCCCAAACGCCCGGAGGCGGUGGCUGGAGAAUCCGUGGGACAGUGGUCGACGCGCGUCACCGUAGCAUUCGACACUCUCACGGGUGAGGAAGUCGCGGAGCUGGAGGAACAGGCAUUGCUGCUUAACUCGACACGCAAGGAGGCCGCUUCUGCGCCGCGCAGUGAAUACUUACGUGGCAAGAAAGCCAAGAACAUGCCCACGACAAUUAAAAAGACGAUGGAACAUUGGUAUGAGGAAACUGGAUGGGUGGGGAUGGUGAUGAUGGGGGGCAUCGGCAUCAAUGGUGAUAUCAACGCGCACGUCGAAUGCACUGGUGUGGAUGCCGAUUCAAAAAACUUUGAGCGGGCGUUCACGAGCAAAUCGGGAGUUUCAAGGCAGCGUUUGCAUAGUUUGUUUUGGGCAUUCCUGGAAAGCAUUUAUGAUCGGCUUCCAAGCGAAGGUGUGCGCUCUUCUAUUGCGGCGGGUUCAUCUGCGGCGGACGCGUCGAUUGCCGCAGCAUCACCUGAGGCGGACUCCUCGAAUGGCGCACUAUCGGUGGUCAACAGCUCAAUUGCCGUAGCGUCACCGGAGGGGGAGCACUCGAAUGGCACACCAUCCGAGGCGCACAGCUCGAUCGCCGCAGCGUCACCGGAGGGGGAGUCGGGAGAUUUUUGGCCAGGCGAGGUGGACGGCAGUGCUGCUGAAGUGAGGCCUUGGAUGGAGCCUGGCCCUGCACAGACGAGCGACUCAGUAGACGGCGCGAAGACGGUUGGGAUGGGUUCCCUGCCAGAGCCCCAUGGCCAAGUAAUCUCUGAGAUGGGAUUAAAGAUUUUGGCACAACGCUGUGUGGCCGCUCAAAAUGAAGACGGGCCCGGCUUGGUCGCCCACUCUAGUUUACCACACACACUUCCCGGGGUGCACGCUGCUGAUGAGAACGUGCAAGGCGAUGAUACGGCAUCAGAGUCGUCUGGAGGGUUGCACGACCCCAGCGUCGUCGGUGAGUUGGGAUCAGCAGUCACUCGAGGACAAGACACGAGCAUGCGCGAGCCGGCGCUGCGGGUCGAUGGAGAUGUGGGUCGUGGGCGUGGGCGUGGGCGUGGGCAUGGGCGUGGGCGUGGGCGUGGGCGUGGGCGUGGUCAGAUUGGCGGGCGUGUGGGGACGAUCAAUGCUGCUAGGGCGGAUGUCAGCAGUAUGGGGAUAGACACAUCGGACGAGGACGAAGGCGGGGGUGUGGAGAGUCAUGCGGGCGCACCUCGUGUGCGGUUUGUUGGCCCGGUUGAGAGUGUAGUGGGGAGCACGCAAUCGCCGGUGAUUCCACAGGGAGUUGAAGGACGACCACGCUGUCGCGCUCGCACAUUGUUAGGCAUCAAAUAG